CAGAGAAGAAUUUGGGAGGUGACAAUAUAAAUGGGGAUAGUUGAAGCCAAUCCUGUAGGAGAUGCCCCACAAAUGGUUCAAGCUGUAGCUUCGUAUGCUCCCAAGCACAAACCUGGUCAGCCACCAUCUAUUGGUGUCCCCUGGAGCACUGGAUUAUUUGAUUGCCAUGAAGAUCAAGCCAAUGCUUUUAUGACAGCAAUUUUGCCAUGCGUAACAUUUGGACAGAUAUCUGAGAUCCUGGAGAAUGGAGAGAUGAAAUGUGCAUUAGGUUCAUUUAUCUACCUGUUGUUGAUGAUGCCUGCAUUCUGCUUUCAGUGGGUAAUGGGAUCCAAGUACAGAACCAAGCUGAGGCAGAGGUUUAAUCUUGUUGAAGCUCCUUAUUCUGAUAUUGUCUCUCACAUCUUUUGCUCUUGUUGCUCUCUAUGCCAGGAGUUCAGGGAGCUCCGCAACAGGGGUUUUGAUGCAGCUAAAGGAUGGGAUGGUUUACUUGCUGAGCAGCAGCAGGCUACUGGAAUAUAUGGAAACCAGCAUAUGAACACUCCUCCCCCGACUCAGUCCAUGUCAAAGUAGAGAUUCUUUUUUAUUUUUGUAUUCAUUGCCAUUUGUACAUUUGUUACCAUUUACGUUUAGAUGUGUAGUUACUGGUUUUCCUACCUGUACGGUACAAAUAAAUAUCCUGGUGAUAUAUUUCUUGAAGAGAAUACUCUUAUUCAAUAGCAACACAUUCUUUGGAAACAUUCAUGAUACAAAAAGAAUUCAUCAGUGCAUAGUGCAUACAUUUCUUGACAAUCUUGAUAGGGAUGACUCAUUUUUUCCGGAUUUCGGGUUCACAAAAGACGUAUUAAUAGGCGCCAGUGAAGACUCGAGAUCGAGGAGUCCCCCAAUGGAUGACUACAUUUAAUAGAAUUCUGAGUUAAAUACUACCUCCAUCCCCCAAACAACUACUUACUUCUUAAGUGAUUUGACAAGGCGAUUUUCAUAAUUAACCUUACAAUUUACUUACUUCUUACGUAUUUUGAGAUAUAAUAAGGGUAUAAUUAGAAAUUCAAAACAAAACAUUAUCUUGCAUAAAUAUUAGUGUAAGUAAGAAAUUCAUAGCAAAAUGACCCACACUUCAAUUUCUAAAACGAUUAUGCUUUUCCGUCGUAGUUUUUCAAAAUUAUAAAUUUAGAUCAACAUUAACUUAUACUAUGUACUUUUAACUUUUUAUAUACUCGUAUUUAAUUAAAUAAAUUAAUUAAUUAUUUACUUUAACUUUUCUGAACAUUUUAAACAAGAAGUUAAUUCAAAUAAUGAAAAAUUAAUCUUACAUAUUAACCUGUAGUUAAAAAGAUCAAACAAAAUCUCAAAAAUUGCUAUAAAAUGAUACUCUGCUAAUUCCAUGAAUUAAUUAGCCGCUACAAUAAUAUUUUUUUAUGGAAGUUGCUAAAGUAAUUUAAGCAUUAAUAUUAUUGAAUUAGUAUUGAGAUAUGGCAAAUUGACUAUAUUUAAGGAGAUAUGAUCCUUCUACUUUGGUUAUUCUCCAUACAGGUUGCACGAGAUAAACAAAGAAUCUCACUCAACUUUGUCAGAUACUAUCAUAUCUCACUGACGCACUCAACCUGAUCACCCCAACCCCUUCCUUAUUUCCUUUAUCACUAAGCAAGCUUUAGCCACGAAAUUGUUCAGGUAAGCAAAUACAGAUAUGAAACUAUGCAAGACAUAAUCAUAUACUGUGUCCAUGAGAUGCAACUAAGAGCUGUGUGAUAAACUCAUUGAGGUGAUGAGAUGUAUAUUUUUCACCCAAGAACACACUAAGCUAAUACUAGCUUGGUCCUGAAAGUGAAAUGUAGUUCUAUGGGUUUGAGACAAAUUUAUUAGGAUAGAAGUUGAAAAGAAAAAGAUAAGUUGAAACUUAGGUACAAAUGCGAGAAACCACAAGAAAAGAUGAAAAUUAUUUUAGAACGGUCUAAAAAGGAUACUAUGAAUUGAAGUUUAUUUCAGCAGGGAAGAGAACUAUGUCAAAGCUCAUACCUUAUAGUCUUAUACACCAGAUGAGAAUACAUGGACGCAAUGAACUUUUGCCUCAUUGAAACCAUCCCUGGCUGAUGCAAAAGAUGUAACAAAAGAGAGCAACUUGAGGGUCAAGCUUUCUUAAGUUCCUCCAUUCGAUCUGAGAAUACUUCAUACAAUCAUAUAAUCAAUUAGCCAAAGCGUGUCAAAAGAGUAUCUUCAUUAGAGAACAGGACCAUAACAAGAUGCGCCUUGCGGAACUUUCAUCCCAGUUGGAAAUACUCUUUAGUACAGAAAUAUCAGUAAACUUCAGGCUGAUUUCAUGAAAUUGUUCAUUCUUUCUCAAUUCAUAAAAUGUUUUUUACACAGUUGGACUAUUUUCUAAUUUUCUGGUUUUCAAUCUAGAGGGCUAGAAUGUUUAACCUUCCCGGUUGACCAAAAUACCCCUGGAAGAUCGGUGCAGUUCCAAAUCAACCUCAGUCGCUUCCUCCUCCUUCUCGAAGCACCUCAGUUUCUUACCCAAAACUGCAGCUAGAUAAUCAUCAAAUUCAGCACCACUCCUCUUAAGAAGCUGAUAAACCCUAACCCAGCAGCAAUCAAAGCCUUAGCUAACCUCACUACCUCUUUGGAAUUGGAAACGUCAAGCUGAAUCGCACACUGAUUUUACAAGUCGCAAAUUAAGCAGUCGAUGUCCUCUGUCAAGCCAUUCCUAGCACAAUCGGCAGCCGUUUAGGCGUACAGGUUCAAUUCCGGCGCGUUGUAUUCCAGUCGACUGUCGUCGGGCGGAGAGGAGUUCGAGAGACAAAUCGGAGUUGCCUUAACGGAUAAGCUCUUCAAAAGCGGCGAAUCCGGCCUUUGUAUAGCGGUCCCCGGUUCCAACAUCGAGCCGGAAUGUAGCAUCUAGAGGCGGCGGAGGUCGCUGAGCGGGCGGUUGUUGACGGUAGCAGCAAAAUGAAGUUGAGAUUUAAAGAAAGAGAGGCUGCCAUGAGUGAAACGCCGCUGCAAAAUCCACCCCAGAGGCGGAGGCCGAUAAUUUUGCUCGGAUGUUUCUGAUUUUUACAGAAGUUUUUCCUUUAUUGUAGAAGAUGAAUAAAAAGUGAAAAUUGUUGGCAACAAAAA
This is a messenger RNA of Cuscuta europaea, 3111 nucleotides long. The record is from the annotation of a GenBank genome assembly. NCBI's taxonomy places the organism in Eukaryota, Viridiplantae, Streptophyta, Magnoliopsida, Solanales, Convolvulaceae.